Messenger RNA from Mus pahari (shrew mouse), 3564 nucleotides. It is a transcript of the gene Golm1, whose product is annotated as golgi membrane protein 1. The record is from RefSeq and is a predicted model, not a curated record. Gene Ontology annotation, cellular component: Golgi apparatus. NCBI's taxonomy places the organism in Eukaryota, Metazoa, Chordata, Mammalia, Rodentia, Muridae. The coding region runs from base 75 to 1262 and encodes 395 amino acids. The transcript is spliced from 10 exons.
UCCUCGGCGGAGACCGCGCGGCCGAGCGGACCGAGCGCCUCGCUGUCCCGCAGGUUCUCAGCCCUGGUUCUAAGAUGAUGGGAUUGGGGAACGGGCGUCGCAGCAUGAAGUCUCCGCCCCUUAUCCUGGCUGCCCUGGUGGCCUGUGUCAUUGUGCUCGGCUUCAACUACUGGAUUGCUAGCUCGAGAAGCGUGGAGCUCCAGACACGCAUCGUAGAGCUGGAAGGCCGGGUCCGCAGGGCGGCUGCAGAGAGAGGUGCUGUGGAGCUGAAGAAGAAUGAGUUCCAGGGCGAGCUGCAGAAGCAGAAAGAGCAACUCGACAGGAUCCAGUCUAGCCACAGCUUCCAGCUGGAGAACGUCAACAGGUUACACCAGGACGAGAAGGCAGUUUUAGUGAAUAACAUCACCACAAACGAGAAGCUCAUUCAAGAACUGCAAGACCAGUUGAAGGCACUGCAGAGGAGUUAUGGCAUCCUGCAGCAGGACAUCUUCCAGUUCCAGAAGAACCAGACCAGCCUGGAGAAGAAGUUCUCCUAUGACCUGAGCCAGUGUAUCAGCCAGAUGAAUGAGGUGAAGGAACAGUGUGACGAGCGGAUAGAGGAGGUCAUCAGAAAGCGAAACGAAGCACCGGUUUCCAGAGAUGAGGCUGAAACGAACAACCAGCGUCAGCAGGCCCUCAAGCCUCAGCCCAAGCUUCAGGAAGAAGUCCCAUUAGAGGAACAGAUGCCACAAGAGAAAGGGGAUGUGUCUAGAAACAAGUCCCAGAUACCAGCCCCCAAUUCAGGGAGUUCGAAGCCACACGUGCAGAACGAGGAAACCAAUGAGAUUCAGGCUGUUGGUGAGGAGCGCAGUCUGCGACUGACAAAGGCAUCCGUCCAAGGGCAGGAGGCGGCGGAUGGCACACGGGUAGGAGCCGAGAAACUCGAUCAGCAUACACAGGCACCAGCUGGCCUAUUGGCCAGGCCUGAGGAGGAUUCUCAGUACCCUGAGCGGGAGCAGCUUGUCAUCCGUGAUAGUCAGGAGCAGCAGCAUGCAGCAGAGGAAGGGGGAGGCCAGAAGAACCUAGGAGAUGAAUACGACAUGGAUGAAAACGAAGCAGAAUCCGAGAGGGAGAAGCAGGCAGCCCUUGCAGGGAAUGACAGAAAUAUAAAUGUUCUUAAUGCUGACGCUCAGAAGAGAGGCAUAAUAAAUAUGCAUGAUGGGAGUGAAAGGCAGAACCACAUUCUAAAUCAAGUAGGCAUUCAUAUUCCUCAACAAGCCUGAAGAAAGAUCCUACGGAGAUUCACUGUGACUCACCUGUGGAAUGGAUCAAGCGAAACGAACGUCGGCCAAUUAUUGUGGGGUUUAAUCAGUACAUUUUGCAAAGGAAAAAAAAAUGGGACCAUCUCAGACAGUUUGGGGGUACUUUUAAAGUGUCUACAAGACAUGUCAAAAUUGAUCAAGCUUUGAUUAACAGAUAUUUCUUAAGCAGGUCAACACCAAAAAGAGAAAUGAGGUUGUCCUGUCUAGCCAGCAGCACCUUGUCAUCCUGCAGUGUAGGACAGGAGACUGAGGGCAGUUGCUGGCGACAACGGCUCCCUUCUCGUGCUGCUGCUUGCCAGUUUCUGUCACGGGUACUAAGCAGCUCGUCACUCCUGCACACUUGAUUCAACCAUCAAUGGCCUAGAGCUCUUACCGUCAGCAGAAACACCACUAGUCAGUUCUAUACAAGCCUCAACACAAAGCUGUUCUGUGCAUUAAGUAAAAGACAGCCACUACACCUGGUUUACUUCAGGAUUUGGAAGGCUGAGGCAGGAAGACUGCUGCAAGUUCUGAGCCAGUUUAGCGACACAGUGAUUGCUAAGCGAGGAUGAGCAAGAAUGAAAGUCCCGUCUCACAUGUCAGUGAGAGCUGUUGCUUUAAAAGACUGGUUUAAAUAACCAUUAUUCUUUUGAUGUACAGAACACUAUGAAGUUACUCACAAUGUGAGCACCUAUGGUCUGUGUUUGGGCAAAGAGUUUCUAGUAAGUCACUCAUCUCAUCAAGAAAGGCAAUGCCUGCACUGUGCUCUGGACAACGGCUGCAUGGGCAGAGGAGUCCAUGAGGACGGGUUGGCUGCUAGAGCAUACUCAGGUUACAAGCUGGAUACCUACACAAAGGCAAGAGCAACACACAAGCUGUUAUUCCCGAGUUUAUAUACUGUUUGACAAACACACAUGGUGAAUGUUAGCUUUGAAAGACUCAUAGUUCGUUGAUGGUAAUGCGUCAUAAGUUCUUGAUUCUGAUCAGCAGGUUCUAACCGAUUGCAGACUGACUGCAGUCACACUGAGGACUCCUUCCAGAAACAAUCUGAGGAGUGGGGCAGUUCACAGGGUUGAUCUGACUCUACAAAGUGCUGGUUAAGUAGGAAGCAGCAGCACUAGAGGCACAGGGCAGCACCGAAGAUCCCUGUAGUGAAGUGGAUGCCUGGUGGUCCAGCUGUCCAUGCCUCCUUUCAAGCACACAUUUAAACCCUGUGGCAAGCAUGGCAGACGUGGGUUGUCUUUCACUGCAGAGCCACCCAGUUCCUAUGUACUACCCCAUGUUUAGAUGGGUACUGUCUAAUGUCACAAGCCAUUUUCCUUUACACUCUAACUUGCAGAGCCUCAGAUGGAGUGUUUUUACCAUACAGCUUUUCUACUCCUAGGUCCCAAGCUCAAGGGGACUUUGUAUUUCCUAGUGCUUGUUUUCUAUCUUAAUCUGGUUUGGGUUUAAAGUGUAGAUAUUGCUGAUUUCCUUUUUAACAAGUAAAAUAGGUAAGGACCACAUUCUGCCCUCUGGGUUCUAAAACUCCAGGGCACCAAUAGCCAUGCAGGACAGCUGAGCCAUGCCACCUCGGUACUGUCCAGGAAGUAACCGACAUCCUGUCUUCACAUCUUGAUCAAGUUCAGUCAGGUAUGCUUCAGUGUUUCUAGGAAAUGGAAGGUGCCACAGGGUUGGGCUGGCAUAGCUUUGUGAGAGCUAUCCAGCCAGUAAGUGUGAGUCCCUGGGUCGCAUCCUCAGCACCACCGAACAUUGUCACAUUAGAAUUAGGCCACUGGAAUCUUAAGAGUCAUUUUUGCUGUAAGCCAAAUGAACUAGCAAUAGUCAGGCCAAACCACAAAGCCAGAUUGAAUUUCAGGGUGGCUCACUCUGCUACCAGCACUGCCCCCUUCAGAGUACAAAAGGGAAACCCCACUGGCAUAGACAGUUGUCACAGCACACCAGUGACGAGACCAGCAAAUCAAGGACAGGGCCUCUUGAUGGUGGAUCAAGAACAAAACCUGCAUCUCAGUGCACUUAAGACUUCAACUGGAACAAAGGGACACACCACGUUCAAACAAGACCAGAAGCUCAGCGGCCUGCACACUUCUACCUGCUGACACCAGCAGCAGACACUGCAGUGUGAUGUGGUUUUCCUUCAACUGCAUGACUACAGACCCUUACAAACCUGUGUCACAACACAGUCACAAUCCUCAUGUACUUUAGCAAUCUUCUUACCUCAAAGUCAAUUUGUAAUUUGACCAGAAUCGUAAAUCCUUAAUAAAUCUUGUGUUUUGAAACUUCA